This is a messenger RNA of Halteromyces radiatus, 2380 nucleotides long. RefSeq lists its product as uncharacterized. NCBI's taxonomy places the organism in Eukaryota, Fungi, Mucoromycota, Mucoromycetes, Mucorales, Cunninghamellaceae. The record is from RefSeq and is a predicted model, not a curated record. The transcript is spliced from 3 exons. The coding region runs from base 50 to 2350 and encodes 766 amino acids.
UUUUUUUUUUUUUAUAUAUUGUAUAUCUCUAUCUUACUACCCCACACCCAUGGAUACCUCUCCCAUCAAUCAGUCUUUUCCCCAGAACGCUCCAUUUAGACAACCUGUUACCAUUUUACAUUUUGUCUCAUUGACUUUAGCCUAUCUCAUUUUUUAUCCCUAUAUAUUUACACAAAAAAGUUCAAAACAUGCUCAUAAACGACGUUGGAUAGUUCUCUGUCUUGGUUUUUCUUUUGCCUCGGUUGGUUCCGUCACUGGCUGGUUCAUACAAUAUUCUCCAACCUCUUCUUCUUGGGCAAACUUGCUUCACAUUAUUUUAGGACAAAUCUUGUUUAUUUUAUCAACUCUUCAAACUUUCUUGGAUUACACCAGUACUGAUCUCUUAUGCCAUCGAUUCCAAGAUACUCAUUAUCACCAACAGCAACAUGAACAGCAACACUCAAUACUGUACAAUAUAUUUUCUUGGACAAAUCAUAUUCCUAAAUAUGCUAUUAUAUUCUUACAAUGGAUUAUACUGUAUUUAGGUUAUUUUCAUUUGAUAUUCAGUAUUCUUGUUCUGACAUCAACUUGCAACUCUUUGGCUCAAUGUUGGUUAUCUCUUGCUACAGGAACUGGAUUUUUAGUUUAUGGGUCUUUGAUCUUUAUGCACCUUGUCAACAUCAUAUCUCUACCUCGCCGUGCUUCCCCUGAACAUUAUGAAGCUCUCUGGAUUUUUUUAUGGGGAUGUCUGUCAUUUUUUUUGUGGGAUACAAAUAUCCUUGGAUCAUCAUGGAAGGCGAUUCAUCUUGGAUUACUUUGGACUACUGGUGGUUUACUAUCGUUAAUGGUAAGCCUUCAAUCUUGGUCACCAUUUUUACAAAAAAGGAAUAUUGUCAACAGUGUCAUUAUUUGUCUCACUGGAAAAGCGAUUCUAUCUGCAAUUCCUGUUGACGAUACGUAUGUGAUGGAACUUCAUUCGACUUUGGGAUAUGUAUGUAUUGUUGGCGGUAUGGCUAGAUGUAUACAAAUCACAUUUCGAAAGUCACCUGUUGAUAAUCUACCUCGACUAUAUUCACGUGCUUCUGGUGCUUCAGAUGAGAAUUGUGAUGACGAUAUUUACGACGAUGACACAUGUGUAGAUGAACUUGAUAUUGGACAACGACGAGCGAAUGAUUUUGAAGCUACUUAUAGACAAUUAGUUGGAAUGGAAUUAUCAUCAUCAUCAUCAACGACUUCCUCAUGUAAACAUCAAUCUGUAUAUGCAUCCAUCACGAUGGUGUGUGGAUUGAUUUGUUGUUUUAUGGCUAUUUCUGGCGGUUUUCUUUUUAUUGGAACAACAGUGGAUUGGAUGGAAAUCAUGCAAUAUUACAUCAAUGAUCCAAGUAUCUAUGUGAAUCUUUUGUUGGCGAUCUCUUUUAUUUGGCUUACUUAUCUUUUGAUUCUGUGCACACUUUACAAAAAUAACACAACACGUCCUGGAAGUUAUGACUAUUUGGAUUUGGCAACUGGAGAUUAUUGCGAAUUACCAUUAUCAUCGAAAGCAACGUCAUCACCAAACAGCUCAUUUGAUCAUCAUAGGAAUAGCAACAUGAUGACGACCUCAACAUCAUCUUCAUCAACACCAAUUGACAAUCAGCAACAAUCCAUGUUUACUUCUAUACCACUUCUACCAUUGAAACAACAUGCAUCGAAUCGUUUAUCAGGGUCCAAUAGCAACGGAACAACAUCAUCUCCUCCACCCAUGCGACCAAGUCAAUAUAGAGCAAAACGACGAUCUUUAUUAAUUUCCACCGGUAUGCAGAACAACAAUCAACAGGAUAAUCGGACUCGACGUACAUUAUCAGCAUCAAGUCAUACAGGUGUUGGUGGCAUAUUACCAGAUGAAGUAUUGGGUGAUUAUUCGUUUUCUCCGACUGUUCUCACUGCUACAUCAGCCGUUGAAAAUACAUCCAUUCAACUCAGCAAUGAUCAUCCAAGAUGUUCAUGGCGAUCAGGAUCAUCAUCAUUAUCAUCAUCAUCUAUAUCAUCAUCUUCAUCAUCAUCAUCAGCAUCAACAACUGGAAUAGUAUCAUCUCCAAGAAUUAGUUCGUCUACAGUCAGGGCAACGACAACAUCGACGAACAGUAUUGUAACAACAAGCACUUUAUCACAUCGUGACUCAUGGCAACAAGUACAACAACAUGACAAUGAUCAUCAAAUUGAAAGUGGAAAAAGACAAUGGAAAAAAUCAAAACAACGACGUACAACCAAUACAACUAGUUUUAGCAAUGAUGAACAAGAUGAUGAAGUAUCUUCUAGUGGAUCAUCAGACGAUCGUAGUCGAAAAGGAUAUUACUCUAGUGAACGGAAUAGUAUAGUUACAUUUUUUUGAUUAUCAAUAAAGAAAUUUUUUUUUGACUAA